AUGAAUUUGAGCUUCUUUAUCGAGAAGAUUGAAGAACGAGAACUUGAACUCCGAAAGAAUAAUGCAGCAACUGAUAAAGUAGAAUUCAAAUCUGAGGAAAAUGUUCGAGAGGAAGAGGAGCAGGUGGAUUACCGUUUCUUAUUUUGUGCCGAAGCUAUUUAUAAAGCACAAGCUGAAACAGGUGAAAUUAAAGGGCAUUACUUGAAUGCUACUACGGGUAAUUGCGAAGAUAUGAUGAAAAGGGCUGUAUUUGCUAGAGAAUUGAGAGUUCCUAUCGUAAUGCAUGACUACCUAACAGGUGGAUUCACUGCAAAUACUAGCUUGUCUCAGUAUUGCCGAGAUAAUGGUCUACUUCUUCACAUCCACCGCGCAAUGCAUAUUGAUAGACAGAAGAAUCAUGCAUCCACAAUAGGAUGUAUGUUGAUGUUUUUAAUGAGAGAGAAAGGUGAGGUGGAUGAGAGAGGGUGUGAGGUGGAGAAGAGAAGAGAAGGUGUGGUGGUGUAUGUAAGGAAAAACAUGUAUUUGAGAAGAGAGAAAGGUGUUGUGAGAGGGAAGGAGGAAAGAGGAGAGAGAGUGUUUUUUUGGAUGAUAAUAUGGGACAAGAGAGAGAAUGUGUGUGAUUGGUGGGGCAAUGGCACCUUGACACAAUAA
Helianthus annuus (common sunflower) is the source of this 651-nucleotide messenger RNA. RefSeq names its product ribulose bisphosphate carboxylase large chain-like. Lineage: Eukaryota; Viridiplantae; Streptophyta; Magnoliopsida; Asterales; Asteraceae. Gene Ontology annotation, molecular function: ribulose-bisphosphate carboxylase activity; magnesium ion binding. The transcript has 3 exons. The coding region runs from base 1 to 651 and encodes 216 amino acids. The record is from RefSeq and is a predicted model, not a curated record.